This is a messenger RNA of Ornithodoros turicata, 2588 nucleotides long. RefSeq names its product rab GDP dissociation inhibitor beta-like (gene Gdi). Gene Ontology annotation, molecular function: Rab GDP-dissociation inhibitor activity. The transcript has 9 exons. NCBI's taxonomy places the organism in Eukaryota, Metazoa, Arthropoda, Arachnida, Ixodida, Argasidae. The record is from RefSeq and is a predicted model, not a curated record. Gene Ontology annotation, cellular component: cytoplasm. Gene Ontology annotation, biological process: vesicle-mediated transport; small GTPase-mediated signal transduction; protein transport. Bases 127 to 1458 code for a protein of 443 amino acids.
GGCGUAGUGGUUGGUUGUUCGACUGCCCACCUCCCUCGGUUGGCUUUUCGGAGGUUGUCGGUCUGUCUUCUCCGGUAAACAAUUUGUUAGCAGUGUGUCCAUCUAGUAUUAUCAUUGUUAUUCGUCAUGGAUGAAGAGUACGACGCAAUUGUGCUAGGCACAGGCUUGAAAGAAUGUAUUCUGAGUGGGAUGUUGAGCGUGAGCGGCAAGAAGGUGCUGCACAUGGACCGGAACAAGUACUACGGUGGCGAGAGUGCCUCCAUUACGCCAUUGGAGGAGCUCUUCACCAAGUUUUCCUUGCCAGCUGCUCAGCUUGACGAGUAUGGCCGCUCGCGUGACUGGAAUAUUGACCUCAUACCAAAGUUCCUUAUGGCAAAUGGCCAGUUGGUCAAGCUGUUGAUUCACACUGGCGUGACGCGAUAUCUGGAGUUCAAGUCCGUCGAAGGGAGCUACGUCUACAAGGCCGGGAAGAUCUACAAGGUUCCCGCGGACGAAAAGGAAGCCCUUGGCUCUAGCUUAAUGGGCAUGUUUGAGAAGAGACGCUUCCGCAACUUCCUGGUGUUUGUGCAAGAAUACAGCUUUGAUGACCCACGAACGUGGAAGGACGCCGACCCCAACGUGGUAACAGCUCAGCAGCUGUACGAGAAGUUUGGACUCGAAAAGGACACUGCCGACUUUACUGGACACGCCCUGGCUUUGUACAGGGACGACGACUAUUUGACAAAGCCCUGUGCUGAGCUCAUCAAGAGAGUAAAACUCUACAGUGACUCACUAGCUCGGUACGGAAAGUCACCAUACCUGUACCCUCUCUAUGGCCUGGGUGAACUGCCUCAGGGCUUUGCACGACUCAGUGCCAUCUACGGAGGCACCUACAUGCUGGACAAGCCCAUCGACGAGAUUGUGAUGGAGAACGGCCGUGUGGUGGGGGUACGCUCCGGCGGUGAGACGGCGCGUUGCAAGCAGGUCUACUGUGAUCCUUCCUAUGUGCCCGGCCAAGUUGAGAAAGUAGGACAGGUGGUGCGUUGCAUAUGCCUGCUGGACCACCCAAUUCCAAACACAAAGGACUCUCUUUCCUGCCAGAUUAUCAUUCCACAGAAGCAGGUGAACCGAAAGUCAGACAUCUACGUUUCGUUGGUGUCGUACACACACCAAGUUGCAGCCAGAGGAUGGUUCAUUGCCAUGGUGAGCACUACAGUGGAGUCUGACAACCCCGAACUAGAAAUCAAGCCCGGCCUUGAGCUGCUGGGGACGAUUAAACAAAAGUUUGUAAGCGUGAGUGAUGUGUUCAGGCCCACUGAUCUGGGAAAAGACAGUCAGAUUUUCAUCUCCCAGUCGUACGACGCCACGACACACUUUGAGACGACCUGCCUCGACGUCCUGGACACCUUCCGCCGCGGCACAGGGGAGGACUUUGACUUCUCCAAGGUCAAACAUGACCUGGGUGACGAGCAGGAGUAACUGCAUCUUUUUUUUUUUUAAGUGAUCCCCCUAUUGUUUUUGUUCCCAGUCUACCUUAUGUUCCCUCUUCCUGGUCAACUUAGUAAAGCAAAAAAGCAAAAAAAAAGACACCAAGCCGAAGAGCAAACAGAACAGCAGACCAGCACAAACGCUUCGAAAAAUAGUGAAGAAAGAAAGGGCCCGUCGUCGUGCGCGUCGAUCGGGCCUCCCCACACUCUAAUGUGCUUUUGUUCAACCUAUCGCUGUGCUAAUGUCAACGUGCGAUCUGCGUCCCACUGCCUACAUUUUUUGUUUUUUAUUUAUUUUUAUUACGAACACUUCACUACUACUGCAAAAUGCCAAGGUGGAUGAGGCUGCAGCACGCCCGGUCUUUUCUUCUCAGAGAAGCGGUACUCUCAUUGCGAUGGGCUGCACACUGCAGAGUGCCUCGUUUAUUGCGGGUGGGAUGGGUUCGGAGGCUUUCUAAAUUAAAGAUUCAGAAAAAUAAAAUGGCAGUGUGGGUAGUGCAGUGUAGUUUUUUUUUUUUUUUUUGUGAAGGUGCAAGGAUUCCUUUUUCUUUUUUUUACACUCUUUUGAGAACGUCGAAUAUUUUUAAGUGUAUCUACAAGGAGUGACACAAUAGAUGGGGGUUAGUGAAGCACCGAGCAUUGCUUCUUGCUUCAUUCCUAGCUACAGGGGGGGUCGGGGUUUUGGGAUGGGUUGCGGGGAACCGAUCACCAAAGUAUGUGGAAGAGGUUGAUUGCUUUGUUUUUCCCUCUGGAAGAAAGUAAAAUUUAAUCACAUUCCUCCGUUAUGGCUAAAUGUGGCAGUAUUACCUAGUUUCGGACAAUGUACAUAUGAGCCCUCUCGUUGCAAAAAGAAAUGGCAUUCAGUUCACGAAACACCCGUACCAUUCGGCUAACGUUCCGCGGGUGACUCGUGCUGAGCGACAGUUUAGUUCCGAGUAGCUGACCUGUUUGGAUUAAAUUUUCCGAGCUCACGAUAUUUGUCAAAGUGUGAUAACCAGUGUUUCCUUUGAGGGCCGAAUGCAACAUGACAUACCUGUCAUUGUGGUUUUGUAUGUUGUGUAGAACACUAUCAGGGCUGCUUGGGGAUAUGCAAUUAUGCGCAAAUAAAGUAUGAAUAUCGGA